Messenger RNA from Hypomesus transpacificus, 4811 nucleotides. RefSeq names its product GATA binding protein 2a (gene gata2a). NCBI's taxonomy places the organism in Eukaryota, Metazoa, Chordata, Actinopteri, Osmeriformes, Osmeridae. Bases 2589 to 3974 code for a protein of 461 amino acids. Gene Ontology annotation, molecular function: zinc ion binding; DNA-binding transcription factor activity, RNA polymerase II-specific; RNA polymerase II cis-regulatory region sequence-specific DNA binding. The transcript is spliced from 7 exons. Gene Ontology annotation, biological process: positive regulation of miRNA transcription; negative regulation of transcription by RNA polymerase II; positive regulation of transcription by RNA polymerase II. The record is from RefSeq and is a predicted model, not a curated record. Gene Ontology annotation, cellular component: nucleus.
UACUUCAAGACGGAGCAGCAAUCAUUUAGCCUUGACACCAUCUCAAACAAGCUUCUUCAGGCAGUUGUCCACAUCUACCAAUUUAUCAGAAAACGCAAUAAACAUACUGUAGGCGAAAGAGAGCCUACAUUGAAACACUUUCAACCGAGCUUACUUUUUCAAAGAAUAGACUAAUUUAACAGCGUUCAGACAGCGCUGCGCGAGACUGUGACCGUUUUGAUCAACGCGUUGGCUUCCAGCACAACCACGAACCUUCAUCCCAGAAUAAUGAAAGCUAAACUAUGGAAAAGAGAACAAGCAGGUAGGGAAAGACUAUCUUGAUUCUUAAUAGAACACUGUAAUUGCUUUUCUUGCUUAGAAUCUAUAGCCCAUGGAAGGAUGGUAGAUUCUACUGCUCUGACAUGCAGAACCCAAACAGACACAUUUCAUAUUUUUUUCCUCACAUUUGAUGUAUAUCAUGUAACACGUUGUACCUGUUAUCAACCUCUGUGCUUGAUGCAGUCAGUGAGGAUUUGUGGGCUUCACUCAGGGCAAGGAUAUCUCCCUAUGAGAGACAAUGCUGCUGUGUCCUUGAGAGAGAGAAGAAUCCAGACCCCACCCACCUACCCCCCUCCAGAACUAUCCUUUGUUACACCACAGAUACAAAUGGGAUUAAUGAAGGUAUAAAUUACAGAGGGGUAAAUCCUGCUGAGUAAUCCAUUUGGCAAACAUGCAAACAACAAUGGGUUGGCUGCUUCCUUAGCCUGACCCACUCUGUAGUCACACUGCCUACAACAACACAGACAGAAACAAUUCAAUUGUAAUGUACAUUUUACAUUAAGCACAAGUCCAUCAUCAGGGAUAACAUAAUAUCACAAAUAGGCCUAAGUUUUUUUCUUUUGUAUAAGUGGGCUGUGGAUUUUACGAGAUCAUCUUCAAACAUUGUACACUGUUGGAGUUAGAUUUGAUUAGAGAUGUUCUUAGCCUAGUCUUUUUUCUAGUGAUAGCCUCGAUAUUGUAUGUGAUACUGUGACGUAGGCUACAAGUCACGGCGUCAGAAAGGCGGCUGUCUGGACCCCGAACUCCCUCCAAUUAUUCCUUGUCAAUCACACACACACACACACACACACACGCACACACUCACGCACGCGCGUAGGCUACGAACGCACACACACGUGCGCUCUCACAGGCUGCAGGGGAACAUAGCCUACUCAAAAUAGAAAAUAUAUUUACAUAAAUAAAACACAAUCGGAAUUGAGCAGAAACUUGAACCGAUCUAAACCGAUGUGGGUAUGCCAGUUUAUGUUUGGUUUUGAGACCUUCUCUCCACAAUGUUUUGACCAAUGGACAGGUACAAAAUGUUAUAAACAUGUGUACAGGAUUUGGAGCUUACUAACUUCUCUCUAUGUGCUGAAUUAGAUAUUUUAUGGUUGAGCGUAAUUUUUAACAGGGCCUCGCUAAUGGUCACCAUUUGGUUUUUGAAGGUGAGGUCUCAAUCCCAUCUCUGCACCACCAAGUGAGCAAGGGGCGCCAUUACUAUGCAAAAUGUGUUUGAUCGCUCUGUGUCUGAGACAAAAACAGUUUUCUCAAGAAGAAUGUCGUGACUGCUAAUUAAGUACAAUUAGGCGCUCAUGACAAUAGCCCCACUUUCAAAGCCAUAAAACGCCUCUAUUAGGUCUGUAUGGAGGUGUUGGAAACAGUGUUUAUUUGCAUAACAACUUUAUAUUACAAUAAAUUCUGGAACUGAAUGUUUUAAAGCACAUUUAAUUAUUGGGCAUGCUACACUAAAGCUGUCAUCAUGGAUUCAUGAAUAUCACAUCAUAGAGCAAACUACCAACGGAAUCGUAUAUUAAUUUGACAACUAUUAUGCUCCAAAGGAGAAGAAAACGAUUAGGCUAAUAGACAGCUUUACCAUAUGACAGUGUUUUUUUUCUGUGUGCUGGAAGCGCACAUAGUAGAUCAAAUUAUUUAAGUGUUAAAAUAUGUUUUUAUUAAGAGUCAAUUGCUCAUUCAGUAAGUUUCGUGAGAGAGAAAAGCACCCAGAGAAAUUACAGCGAUGAUUGAUAAGUCUUUUAGUUUUUCGAUGCGGGAAAAAGCUGUUUCAAGUGGGAAUUGAAAGAGCUGAGACACACUAGCCAAUUGUAACUAUGCUGAUCCGUGAUUGGUGUUGGGAGGUCACUGCUGGACCCCGGCUCCGCCCCGGCUCCCUAGAUAUGGAUACUGGCGCCAGUCGCAUCAGGGUACAGCCACAUUUCAUUAAUGAGCGUAUGCCUGAGUACCUCACGGAACAGGAGUUUCAGAGGUAGAAGUGUAGAACAGCUGAUCGCAAUCGUAGAUCCAAAUUUAAGUGGAAACUAUCCUUUCCUAUUUUUUUUCACCAGCAGACAACAAAAUUACAACGAUGAUUCCGUGCACUGUGUCAUUGAGUACGAUCCACGGACUUUGUAUCUGAAACAAAUACAACAGCAGGAGAGAGCCAGUGAAAGUACCGAAACUAUUCUUAGUAGCCUACUGACUGGGCUGACUUCUUUGGACUGAAACGUGCCCUUUUGGAGACAACGUGUUUAUUUUUUGGAAGCAGAGAUUAGAAUAUUGAGGAAGACCGAACCAUGGAAGUAGCAGCUGACCAGUCUCGGUGGAUGGCGCAUCACCACGCCGUGCUGAACGGUCAGCACCCGGACUCUCAUCACCACGGCCUGACCCACAACUACAUGGAGCCCAUGGCGCCGCUGCUGCCCCAGGACGAAGUGGACAUGUUUUUAAAUCAUUUGGACUCUCAAGGAAAUCCCUACUAUACCAACUCUAGGGCCAGAGUCACGUACAGUCCUGCACAUGCUCGACUUUCUGGAAAUCAAGUUUGUCGACCACACCUCAUCCACAGCCCGGGCAUUUCGUGGCUGGACCCUGGAAAAGCGGCUCUCACUGCUGCCCACCACCAUAACGCAUGGGCGGUCAGCCACUUCGGCAAACCUGGACUGCACCCUGCUACUUCAGGCUAUACCUGCAGCAGUAGUUCCAGCACAGCCCCGGUGUCGUCGCUCACCCCAGCGUCCCACUCCAGCCCACAUCUCUAUAGUUUUCCUCCCACGCCUCCCAAAGACGUAUCUCCAGACCCUGGCCCUACAUCUCCAAUCUCCACCUCAACUCGAAUGGAUGAAAAAGAGUCUAUCAAGUACCAAGUGACUCUAACGGAUGGAAUGAAAAUGGAGAACUGCAGUCCCCUACGCAGCAGCCUAGUCUCUAUGAAUGCCCAAACUCCAGCAACUCACCAUCCUAUCCCGACAUACCCAGCAUAUACUCUCCCAACACCACACGAUUAUGGUGGCAGUCUUUUCCACCCCGGGAGCCUGCUGGGUGGAUCCUCGUCCAGCUUUACGCCGAAGUGUAAAAGCAAAGCCCGGUCAUGCUCAGAAUUCUACUCAGAGGGGCGUGAGUGCGUUAACUGUGGAGCCACCUCCACACCCCUAUGGCGUCGUGAUGGGACAGGGCACUACCUGUGCAAUGCCUGCGGCCUGUAUCACAAGAUGAAUGGCCAGAAUCGACCCCUCAUCAAACCCAAGCGCAGACUGUCUGCUGCAAGACGAGCUGGCACCUGCUGCGCUAACUGUCAGACAACCACCACCACUCUUUGGAGGCGCAACGGCAAUGGCGACCCGGUGUGCAACGCCUGCGGGCUCUACUACAAACUGCAUAACGUUAACAGGCCUCUGACCAUGAAGAAGGAGGGUAUUCAGACCCGCAACCGCAAGAUGUCCAGCAAGUCCAAGAGAAGCAAGCGGGCUGGAGAUGGUUUUGAUGAGCUUUCAAAAUGCAUGCACGACAAGUCUUCACCCUUCGGCGGUCCCCCUGGCUUGGCUAGUCACAUGACCCAUAUGAGCCACCUAACCCCCUUCAGCCAUUCAGGACACAUGCUGCCCACGCCCACGCCCAUCCAUCCCUCCUUUGCCCACCCCCACCACACAAGUCGGUCGCCAGCCUGGGCUGAACCCCACUGAAGCUCUCCCAGAGCCUCCCUCCCUCCCUUAUCACAGGCCCUUCACCAGCAUCUCCACCAGUGUCAGAUCUCCACAGGGCAGGAGCUGGGAUGCCUUACGUGCGGCUUCAUGUGGAAAGACUGCGAGUAGAGGACUUUUUGUGUCUCACAUGACCUUGUUGAGAGAAUUUUGAAAAGGACAACAACUUUAUCACGUCUCUGUCAAGAGAGAAAAAGAGAGUUUCUCACCUCGAGUGUGUUGGUGUCUGAGCCUGAUGGGCGUGAAUGGGGACACUCAUAGUUGUUCGGCCUUUUUUGUACUUUGUCACUUUGGUACCCCUGUGUCCACCAUCCUGUGAAAGAGAAGACUACAAGAGGUUCCACAACCACUGCUUUCACCUCCUAGACCUCCAAAUUGUACUGAGACCCUCCUAUCCUCCCUGCCUCUCUCUUAUCCCCCCUGCCUCCAUCAAUGGCUGCUGUGGACAGACUGUGUAGUGUUGUGGCCGAUCAAGACGUCUGGACCCAACCACCCACCGUGGACCCAACCACAUGCUGGAUAAAACCCCAAGAACCUGGUCACCUGUUUUUAAUGGACUUUGAUGGAAAAAUGACACAAGGAAAUAGAAUGUUUAUAAAUGCUCAAUUGCUAUUAUUGUUGUUAUAAUUGAUGUUAUAAUUAUUAUGAUAACUUAUUUUCACUUUUUUGCUUUCUUCAAAGACACAUUGAUUUUAAUGUCAUUGUUAUUACAUAACAGAAAAAACUGACCUAUCUUAGACAAGUUGUUCCUGAGCUGUACGUUUUUAUCAUUUUUUCCAUCUCAUAAAAUAAAAGAAAUAAAGUUUAAUACUAAAUUAA